GUGGGAGGGGGAGAGAGAAGGAGGGAGCGCCGAGGGACAGAGGGGGAGGGCCCGGGAGCCGAGCGUGCCGCUCUCCCCGAGCCCGAGCCCGAGCCCGGGAGCGCCGAGCCCGGCUAGGGACUCCUCCUAUCCAUGGAGCAGGCGUCCACCAUGGCCGAGCCCCGGGGCCCUGUUGACCAUGGAGUCCAGAUUCGCUUCAUCACAGAGCCAGUGGGUGAGGCAGAGAUAGGCACCCUACGUCGUGGCGGGCGACGGCCAGCUAAGGAUGCAAGAGCCAAUACUUAUGGGGUUGCUGUCCGUGUGCAGGGCAUCGCCGGGCAGCCCUUUGUAGUGCUUAACAGUGGAGAGAAAGGCGGUGACUCCUUUGGAGUCCAGAUCAAAGGGGCCAACAACCAAGGGGCGCCAGGAGCUCUGAGCUCUGACUCAGAACUUGCCGAGAACCCCUACUCUCAGGCCAGGGAGUUGCCUGCCCCCUCGCAGGGCAGCACCUCAGAUGAGGAGCCCGGGGCCCACUGGAAUGGAAGACUACUCCGCUCCCAGUCCCAGGCCUCCCUGGCAGGCCCUGCCCUGAUAGGUCCAGACAACAGGAGCACCAGCAUGCUGGAGCUGGCCCCCCAGGGCACUUCCCUGGGCAACACCAUUGACACUGCCCCUCUGUCUUCGGUGGACUCACUCAUCAACAAGUUUGACAGUCACCACGGGGGCCAGAUCCGGGGCCGGACUGGCCGCCGCAUGCGGACGCUGCCCCCUGAACAGAGAAAGCGGAGCCAGAGCCUGGACAACCGGCUGCCACGAGACACCCUCCAGGAACGGGAGCGCCGGUCCCCCGAUCACUGGGUCCCUGGCACAAAGCAUGACCUGCGCGCAGGCAGCUCGAAACCGUCAGCCCAGAGCUCUCUGGGUGGCUUUAGCCGUGCCCGUCAGACCCAGGACUGGGUCCUGCAGAGUUUUGAGGAGCCACAGGGGAGGGUACAGGACCCUGCAGUGCUACAGUUCAAAUCAACUCCAGACCUUCUCCGAGACCAGCAGGAGGCCGCCCCACCAGGCAGUGUGGAUCACGUGAAGGCCACCAUCUAUGGCAUCCUGAGAGAGGGAAGCUCAGAAAGUGAAACCUCUGUGAGGAGGAAGGUCAGUUUGGUGCUGGAGCAGAUGCAGCCUCUGGUGAUGGCUUCUCCUGGUUCUGCUAAGGCAAGGCAGGCUGAACUCACCCAAAAAGUGGAGGAGCUACAGAAAAAGCUGGAUGAAGAGGUGAAGAAACGGCAGAAGCUAGGGCCGUCCCAGGUGGGGCUGGAACGGCAGCUGGAGGAGAAGGCGGAAGAGUGCAGCCGAUUGCAGGCGCUGCUGGAGAGGAGGAAGGGGGAGGCCCAGCAGGGCACCAAGGAGCUCCAGAACAUGAAGCUUCUCCUGGACCAGGGUGAAAGGGUACGGCAUGGGCUGGAGACCCAGGUGAUGGAGCUGCAGGACAAGCUGAAACAGGCCCAGGGUCCUGAAGCUGCUAAGGAGGUGCUAAUGAAGGACCUGGUAGAGACCCGGGAGCUUCUGGAGGAGGUCUUGGAGGGGAAACAGCGGGUGGAGGAGCAGCUGAGGCUGCGGGAGCGAGAGCUGACGGCCCUGAAGGGCGCCCUGAAGGAGGAGGUGGCCUCCCGGGACCAGGAGGUGGAGCACGUGAGGCAGCAGUGCCAGCGGGACACCGAGCAGCUUCGCCGGAGCAUGCAGGACGCAACCCAGGACCACGCAGCGUUAGAAGCCGAGAAGCAGAAGAUGUCAGCCCUGGUGCGGGGGCUGCAGAAGGAGCUGGAGGAGACCUCAGAGGAGACAGGGCAUUGGCAGAACAUGUUUCAGAAGAACAAGGAGGAGCUGAGAGCCACCAAGCAGCAACUCCUGCAGCUGCGUAUGGAGAAGGAGGAGAUGGAAGAGGAACUCGGGGAGAAGAUAGAGGCUUUGCAGAGGGAACUAGGGCAGGCCCGAACUGGUGCUGGAGAUACUCGCCAGGUGGAGGAGCUCAAGAAGGAGCUGCACCGGACACAGGAGGAACUUAAGGAGCUGCAGGAAGAGCAGCAGAGCCGGGAGGCGGCAGGGCGACACCGUGAGCGGGAGUUGGAGAAGCAGCUGAGGGUCGAGGCUGAACGAAGCCGGGGGCUGGAACAGCAGAACCUCCAGCUACAAAAGACCCUCCAGCAGCUGAGACAAGACUGUGAAGAGGCUUCCAAGGCUCAGAUGGCAGCAGAGACGGAAGCGGCAGUGCUGGGGCAGCGUCGAACAGCAGUGGAGACAACGCUUCGGGAGACCCAGGAAGAAAAUGACGAAUUCCGACGGCGCAUCCUGGGUCUGGAGCAGCAACUGAAGGAGGCACGAGGCUUGGCGGAGGGUGGGGAAGUGGCGGAGGCUCGACUUCGGGACAAGGUGCAGCGGCUAGAGGCAGAGAAACAGAGGCUAGAGGAGGCCUUGAAUGCAGCUCAGGAAGAGGAGGGGAGCCUGGCAGCAGCCAAGCGGGCACUGGAGGCACGGCUGGAGGAGGCCCAGCGGGGGCUGACCCGCCUGGGGCAGGAGCAGCAGGCGCUGAACCGGGCGCUGGAGGAGGAGGGGAAGCAGCGGGAGGCGCUCCGGCGCAGCAAGGCCGAGCUGGAGGAGCAGAAGCGCUUGUUGGACAGGACUGUGGACCGGCUGAACAAGGAGCUGGAGCAGAUUGGGGACGACUCAAAGCAAGCCCUGCAGCAGCUCCAGGCCCAGCUGGAGGAUUACAAGGAAAAGGCUCGGCGGGAGGUGGCAGAUGCCCAGCGCCAGGCCAAGGAGUGGGCCAGUGAAGCUGAGAAGACCUCUGGGGGGCUAAGCCGGCUUCAGGAUGAGACUCAGAGGCUGCGACAGGCCCUGCAGGCAUCCCAGGCUGAUCGGGACACAGCCCGGCUGGACAAAGAGCUACUGGUCCAGCGAUUGCAGGGGCUGGAACAAGAGGCAGAGAACAAAAAACGCUCUCAGGAUGACAAGAGUCGGCAACUCAAGAGCCUUGAGGAAAAAGUCUCACGGCUGGAGGCAGAGUUAGAUGAGGAGAAGAGCACGGUGGAGCUGCUGACCGACCGGAUGAAUCGUGGCCGAGAUCAGGUGGACCAGCUGAGGACAGAGCUCAUGCAAGAGAGGUCAGCCCGGCAGGACCUGGAGUGUGACAAAAUCUCCUUGGAGAGACAGAACAAGGACUUGAAGAGCCGGUUGGCCAGCUCAGAAGGCUUCCAGAAGCCCAGCGCCAGCCUCUCGCAGCUUGAGUCCCAGAAUCGGGAGUUGCAGGAGCGGCUGCAGGCAGAAGAGAGGGAGAAGACAGUUCUGCAGUCUACCAACCGAAAACUGGAGCGGAGAGUUAAAGAGCUGUCCAUCCAGAUUGAUGAUGAAAGGCAGCAUGUGAAUGACCAGAAAGACCAGCUAAGCCUGAGGGUGAAGGCUUUGAAGCGGCAAGUGGAUGAAGCCGAAGAGGAAAUUGAGCGACUGGACAGCCUGAGGAAGAAAGCCCAGCGUGAGCUGGAGGAGCAGCAUGAGGUCAAUGAACAGCUCCAGGCCCGGAUCAAAGCCCUGGAGAAGGACUCCUGGCGCAAAGCUUCCCGCUCAGCUGCUGAGUCAACCCUCCAGCACGAAGGACUGAGCUCAGAUGAGGAAUUUGACAGUGUCUACGAUCCUUCCUCCAUCGCCUCACUGCUUACAGAGAGCAACCUGCAGACCAGUUCUUGUUAGCUUGUGGUCCACAAGGGCCCAUAAACCACACUUGAGGCCUGGCCAGUUCUGCUCUGCUCUGCCCAGCUUCAGAUUCCUCAUCUCUGGCAGGGAUCCAGUUAUUAAAGACCUAAGAUGGGGAGGGGUUUGAGUGAUGGUGAUAAAAAAAUGCAUCUGCGCUAAACCAGUAGAGGGACUUUCCCCUUCCUCUGGGGGGAGUGGGCUCUUUAGGCCAACUGAGCCCCCUCCUUAAGUGCCGAUAACCCCCUCCUCUGCUCCCUCAUAGCAGCAGGCUGGUCAGGGGGGAUUGAGUAGAAUAGGAAGGGAUAGAAAU
Dama dama (fallow deer) is the source of this 4030-nucleotide messenger RNA. It is a transcript of the gene CGN, whose product is annotated as cingulin. Lineage: Eukaryota; Metazoa; Chordata; Mammalia; Artiodactyla; Cervidae. The coding region runs from base 133 to 3717 and encodes 1194 amino acids. The record is from RefSeq and is a predicted model, not a curated record. The transcript is spliced from 21 exons. Gene Ontology annotation, cellular component: myosin complex.